AUGGGUAGCCACCACCGACAAACCUGGUCCCUCUUUGCAGCGAUCGAACAGCGAUCAGUUCAGCGCGGGUGUGCCGGGGUUAAAGAGAUGGCCCGGCAAACAAGGUGCUGCAUCUUCUUGGGCCUUGCCCUGCUUCUUCCAGAACUUCGCAGCCCCAGCACCUGGGUGACAAGUCCCAGAACUGAUGCGGCCACGGGCUACUACACUGCAGCAUUAAAGGGUGCCGCUAAGGUGGAGGGCAGCCAUAGCAACUCCUUCAAGCGCUUGGCACAGCUCCACUUCCGUGCCGUGGAGCUGCGAAGGCAACGGAGCUGGAACGGUGCCACGGAGGUCUACCGCAAGGCUUUAGCGCUGCAAGAAACAAUGCCUGAAGUGAAGGAAGUGCCCAAGUUUGCGGUGGCUGCAUGCUCUUGGUUGAACUUGGCCCUAACGCAGCAGAACAACAAAUGCCUCGACAAAGCGCGGCAAACCUUCCAGGAAGGCACUCGUAUGGUCCAAGAGUUGAUGCACCGCGACUUAGACGUCUGGAUCGAUGGCCGCCAUCGACUGCGAUCGCACCGCCAACUGUCCGUGGACAGUUCAGAGCAGCUGCGUGUGGCUUGCCGCUGGUUGGCCACGCUUCUGGUGGCCUGGGGUCUGCUGGAAACGAAGACGGGUCACCGGGGACGCGCCAAGGUCACCUCAGAGACACUUCACCCGCAGAGGACAAAACCUUGCAGCUGCUGGUACUUCACCCGGAACGGCCAUUGCCCACACGUGUACGCGGCGCAGCAUCUGAGGGGAGUUUCCAGCCACGGCCAUGCGCUGCGGAGAAUGAAGAAGUGGAGCAUGGGCACAUAGU
Molecule: messenger RNA, 841 nt
Organism: Cladocopium goreaui
Lineage: Eukaryota; Dinophyceae; Suessiales; Symbiodiniaceae
Source: the annotation of a GenBank genome assembly